Molecule: messenger RNA, 1038 nt
Organism: Zingiber officinale
Lineage: Eukaryota; Viridiplantae; Streptophyta; Magnoliopsida; Zingiberales; Zingiberaceae
Product: PHD finger protein At3g20280-like
Exons: 4
Coding region: 1-1038 (345 amino acids)
Source: RefSeq, a predicted model, not a curated record
AUGCCAACAUCCUCUAGAGGCUUUCAUAAUUCUUCAACUAUAUCUCAUGUUCCUGUGCUGGCCUGGGUUGCCCCUAAUUUGAAGCAGUCACUGAUUAGUGAUGCGCAAGCUGGUGUCAAUACCAUUAAACAUUCAUCUAGUUUCCGUGAUAAGGCUUUGCCUUCAGCACAUAAUGGAUUAAAUGCUAGACCUAGUGGAUCAUCUUAUCUGACACAAGAUCAAGUGUGGCCUGGUAUACUGGAAAUAAAGUCUUUUACAGUUCAAGCAGGACAAGGAGGCCUGCAUAUUACACAUCAACCUACUCAAGGCUUUGCAUUCUUACAUGCACCUUCUCUUUAUACCAAUCACAAUGAGAUUGGUAAGAGUGUGCAGAGGAUAUUGCAAUCGAAGGUUCUGGAUCACCCAAACUGGAUUCCUCCAUCAAGUGACUAUAUGAAUGCUUCUUUAAAUUGCCAGAUAUGCAAAAAUGUGAUCUCAGAUAUAGAAAGUUUGCUUGUCUGUGAUGCUUGUGAGAAAGGAAACCAUUUGAAAUGUCUUCAAUCUUAUGGAAGCAAAGACAUUCCUAAAGCAGAAUGGCAUUGCCCAAGCUGCUUGGCAUCAAGUAAUGGAAAGACCUUGCCACCCAAAUAUGGAAGGGUCACAAGAGCUCCUGUUCCAGCACCAAGAGCUGCUCCAAAUACAAGCAUCAAUGCUGCUUCUAAGAAAACAGAAGAUUUGGAUCCUAACACUAGUCGACGGAAAGCACUAGCCAACAACAAUUCUUAUGUGUCUCAACAUUCCAAUUCUUCAAAUUUGGGUGGUAGCCAUUAUGAUUCAAUGGUAAUUGGUGCUGAAAUGGAUUCGAGGACAAAUGUAGUUAAGAGAGACAAUGAAAAAUGUGAUGCAGUAGGUGAUCAUUUGGAGGAAACAAAUGGAUCUGUAUGUGCUAAUUCUGAUGCAUCUUGUGGGUAUCCCAACGAUAUUGAGAAUGAUAGUGGCUUCAAUUCUAGUUCUGAAACAGCAUGUAGAGUGGAGAUGAAUAGUUUCUGUAGCAUUUGA